AUGGCACUGAAAGUGAAGAAGGAAGCCCCUACCCCUCCCAAAACCAAAGCCACAGCAAAGGCUUUGAAAGCCAAGAAGGCAGUACCGAAAGGUGUCCACAGCCACAAGAAAAAGAAGAUCCACACUUCAACUACAUUCUGGCAGCCCAAGACGCUGCAUCUCAGAAGGCAGCCCAAAUAUCCUCGGAAGAGCACCCCCAGGAGAAACAAGCUUGACCGCUAUGCCAUCAUCAAUUUCCCCCUGACCACUGGGUCAGCCGUGAAGAAGACUGAAGACAACAGCACACUUGUGUUCAUUGUGGAUGUCAAGACCGACAAGCACCAGACCAAACAGGCUGUAAAGAAGCUCUGUGACAUUGAUGUGGCCAAGGUCAACACCCUGAUCAGGCCUGAUGGAGAGAAGAAGGCAUAUAAACCUUUAAUGCAGCUUCAAGGUGCAAGGUGCAAGGUGCAAGAAGGAAGACGUGCAGGGCCAGCGCUCAGCUGCAGCCAGCUCUGUGGAGGUCCUCGAGUUGGUGCUUCUGCUGUUGCUUGUGAGCCUUAUCUUGUCUGUAUGGUAUAA
Messenger RNA from Choloepus didactylus (southern two-toed sloth), 561 nucleotides. RefSeq names its product 60S ribosomal protein L23a-like. The transcript is spliced from 2 exons. The record is from RefSeq and is a predicted model, not a curated record. Gene Ontology annotation, biological process: translation; ribosomal large subunit assembly. Gene Ontology annotation, molecular function: structural constituent of ribosome. Bases 1 to 561 code for a protein of 186 amino acids. NCBI's taxonomy places the organism in Eukaryota, Metazoa, Chordata, Mammalia, Pilosa, Megalonychidae. Gene Ontology annotation, cellular component: ribosome; cytosolic large ribosomal subunit.